This is a messenger RNA of Seminavis robusta, 2040 nucleotides long. Lineage: Eukaryota; Bacillariophyta; Bacillariophyceae; Naviculales; Naviculaceae. The record is from the annotation of a GenBank genome assembly.
UGGCUUUAGUAGCUCUGAUGGCUUAUUUCUGUGUUCUCAUCUGGCCGCACAAAGUUCUUUCAUAUCUUUUGGCUUUCCUUCCUUGGGUUCUCUCGGUGUUGCUGUGCUGUUGUGCCAAUACGGUACAGUAAAGCUCCCACUUGAUCUCUUGCACUUUCAACCAUAAACAGACAGACAUCGUCUAUCCUCAUUCACCUUGAUCCAUCCAUCAUCACUCCAGGAUCAUCUGAUUACUCUUCAUACCAGAGGUAGAGUAGAGUCAGCUACAAAGUGUUGGCAUAUACCUUAUCUUAUACCCAAAUACAACAAGCACCUGCCAAGAUGAUGUUAGCUUCCAAGUCUGCCACUCGGCGUUUCCUGUCGGUCCACAGAACUACUAAUAGUACUAGUAGUACUGCUAUUCGCUGCAGUUCCAGUCUGAGUGACACUCCAGCUCCUCGGCAAUCGUUGAUUACGAGUGAAGAUGGCGUCCAUCAGAACAUGAAGAUCAGCAAGAGCUGGCGCAACAAACCACUCUUUCGUCGUCAAGGCGACGUCCGUUUCAAGACGGGCAUGGAAGCGGCCAACUUGCUCGUCAAGGAAUGCAUGCGUCGAGAUUCACACGAAAAGGAAUACAUUGAUUCCGUCACGACGACGCUCCACUGUCUCUCGCCCAUUUUUGAUCGCAAUCCCAAAUACGCCUUUGUCGCCAAGACACUCAUGGAACCCGAGCGGUUCAUUCAAUUCCGUGUCGCAUGGAUUGACGAUUUGGGGGUUGUCCGUAUGAAUCGAGGAUUUCGUGUCCAAUAUUCCUCUAGUAUUGGACCCUACGAAGGAGGAUUGCAUCUCGGAUAUCACAUUAAUACCGGUGUCAUCAAGGCACUCGGAUUCGAUGCCGUCAUGUCCAAUGCACUCACCGGAUACAAUUUCGGUGCGGCCGUGGGAGGAUCCGAUUUCAAUCCAUUUGAUAAAUCGGAAGCCGAAAUGCAACGAUUCUGUCAAUCGUACAUGACCGAAUUGGCAAAGUACGUUGGACCCGAUGUAGAUAGUCCCUGGAUGGGCAUGGGUGUGGGACAGAAGGAAAUGGGAUAUCUGUUCGGACAGUACAAGCGAAUUGGUAUGAAGCAGGGUAAUUCCGGACGACCCUUUCUUUCCACAUCCAACACAUUAUUUGAAAAGGCCCCCGGUUUCAGCACGGUCCACAUGGCUGCCGAAAUGUUGGCCGACAAGGGCGACUCGCUCCAAGGAAAACGAUGCAUGAUCAUUGGAGCCGGAAAGGUCGCACGGUCCGUCGCCGAAAAACUCAUUGAGUACGGAGCCAUUCCCAUUACAUUCUCCGAUCCUAGUGGACAUGUAUACGAAGAAGACGGAUUCACCGAAGGAAAAUUCAAUAUUAUCAAUCAAAUCAAGGAAGAACGUGGAGCACUUUUAGGCAGAUACAUUAUUUCAUCCACCACAGCACAAUUCAACACCCCCGACCACUUGCUCGAUAUUGGAUGUGAUUUGUGUUUCCCCUGUGGCGCCAUGGACGAUAUUGAUGAACUCGCCGUCAAUGCAUUGGCCGACAAUGGAUGUCAAGGCGUCAUUGAAGGGGGACACAACUGUGUCACCCCCAAUGCACGCAAGAUUUUGAAAAAGAGAGGACUCCUCUACGGACCCCACACGGCCACACUCACGGGCAAUGCCAUUGUUCAUGCGUUAGGAGAAGGUGCCACGGAUGCGGAACUCAAAGAAAAUGUCAAGAGAAUCUACACCGAUGUCAAGGAUACGGCCCGAGAAUUCAAUGCGCGAGGGGAUCUCUUUGCCGGAUCCAAUAUUGCUGGAUUUUUGCGUGUCGCCAAUGUCAUGAUGAUGCAUGGUGCUGUAUAAGAACUUUAUUUUACAUCAUCGAAUCACUCCAUACGUUUCAUUCAUUGCUUGCACAAGCAACCAUAACGAACGUACGUGUGCGAGCGUGAGUCGAGUCAACGAAGCAGACAAGUGACAGAAGAAUGACUACAUCAUCAUCAUAAUGACAAGAAUAUAAAAUGAAUGAAAUAAUUUAAGUUUUGUGCGUCUGCC